Chenopodium quinoa (quinoa) is the source of this 322-nucleotide messenger RNA. RefSeq lists its product as uncharacterized. Lineage: Eukaryota; Viridiplantae; Streptophyta; Magnoliopsida; Caryophyllales; Amaranthaceae. The coding region runs from base 24 to 230 and encodes 68 amino acids. The transcript has a single exon. The record is from RefSeq and is a predicted model, not a curated record.
GACGAUCAAAUUCAAAUAUCAUUAUGUGUUUGGUGUUUAUUGUAGACGAAGACGAGAAGGUGAUCGGGCGGUACGCAGCAGGCGGCGCGUGCCCCUACUGCGGUGGUCAAGUCCAGGCUUUAGAUGUUGAAAAAGCAUGGCGUUUAUGGUACGUCCCUUUGUACACCCGUACCAAACGCAAGUUUCUUUGCUCUUUUUGUAAUCGCCCUUUGAUCAUUCAAUAUCCAUAAUUAUUGUUCAUGUUUGUAUUAAAUUAUUGUAAUUGUUCGAAAUAUUUAUAUUACAAAGUACUCCGUAUAUGAAUAAUAAUGAUUAUGUAAUU